AAGCGGCGGCGGCGGCGGCGGUUGCACCACCUCGUUGCUGCCAGCAGCGGUCCAGGCGGCCCCCGCACCCCGGAUUCCGGCUUCGUCACCCCGCCGCGGGGGCCUUCCCUUUGGCCUCGAGAAUCUUUCCCCUUUAACCCGACAACCCCCCCCCCGCCCCCCGUCUCAGACGCCCAUUCACCGGGAAGGGUGGACCAUGUCCCAGCGAGUGAGGCGCAAUGGGUCCCCCACACCGGCCGGUUCCCUCGGGGGUGGUGCGGUCGCCACGGCCGGGGGAGCCGGGAGCCGCCUGCAGCCCAUGAGGGCGACGGUUCCGUUCCAGCUGAAGCAGCAGCAACAACAUGGCAGCCCCACGCGGAGCGGCGGCGGCAACAACAACGGCGGCUGCUGUGGUGGCGCCUCAGGCCCCUCUGGCGGCGGGGGCCCGCGCACAGCCUCGCGCAGCACAAGCCCCACUCGCGGCAGCGGGUGUGCGGCCGCGCGCACCAGCCCCACGGUGGCCACGCAGACGGGCGCGUCAGCGACUUCCACGCGAGGCACCAGCCCCACGCGCGGCGCCGCGCCCGGGGCUCGCGGGAGCCCCCCAAGGCCGCAGCCCCCGCCGCCCCUGUUGGGCACUGUGUCGUCGCCUUCCUCAUCGCCCACCCACCUGUGGACAGGCGAGGUGAGCGCAGCCCCACCACCAGCCCGCGUCCGCCACCGGAGGAGGUCCCCGGAGCAGGGCCGGUGCUCCCCUGAGAAGAGAAGCCCGAGCGCCCCCGUUUGCAAAGCAGGUGACAAAACACGACCACCUUCCUCAAGCCCCUCUACUAUUAUUCGCCGCACUUCCUCUCUGGAUACACUUGCUGCUCCAUACCUUGCAGGGCAGUGGCCUCGUGAUAGUCAUGGGCAAGUUGCUCCUUGCAUGAGAGACAAAUCUACACAGACAGAGAGUGCAUGGGCUGAAGAAUACUCUGAAAAGAAGAAAGGGUCUCACAAACGUUCAGCAUCCUGGGGCAGUACAGAUCAACUUAAGGAGAUUGCAAAAUUACGCCAGCAACUGCAGAGAAGUAAACACAGCAGUCGGCAUCACCGAGAUAAAGAAAGACAGUCUCCAUUUCAUGGCAACCAUUCUGCCAUUAACCAGUGUCAGGCUCCUGUUCAAAAGAGUACACUUAUUCCAGUAAUUCCCAUCACCAAAUCAACAGGCUCCCGGUUCCGGAACAGUGUGGAAGGAUUGAAUCAGGAGAUUGAAAUAAUAAUUAAAGAGACUGGGGAAAAGGAAGAACAACUUAUACCACAAGAUAUUCCAGAUGGCCAUCGUGCACCUCCCCCCCUUGUACAGAGAAGUAGCAGCACACGCAGCAUCGACACACAGACCCCCGGCGGGGCAGACAGGGGAAGCAACAACAGCAGCCGCUCUCAGUCUGUGUCCCCCACGUCAUUCCUCACCAUCUCCAAUGAAGGUAGCGAAGAGAGCCCUUGUUCAGCUGAUGACCUGCUUGUUGAUCCCAGAGAUAAAGAGAAUGGGAACAACUCUCCUUUGCCCAAAUAUGCAACCUCACCAAAACCUAACAACAGCUAUAUGUUCAAAAGGGAACCUCCGGAGGGCUGCGAAAGGGUCAAAGUCUUUGAGGAAUGCUCGCCAAAACAACUUCACGAAAUCCCAGCCUUUUACUGUCCUGACAAAAACAAGGUGAAUUUCAUUCCUAAGAGCGGCUCUGCUUUCUGCCUCGUCAGCAUCCUCAAGCCACUCCUUCCCACACCAGAUCUUACCCUCAAGGGCUCUGGCCACAGUCUGACAGUCACCACUGGUAUGACAACCACUCUGCUGCAGCCGAUUGCUGUGGCCUCCCUGUCUACAAACACGGAGCAAGACCGAGUCUCUCGAGGAACAAGUACAGUCAUGCCAUCGGCCUCUCUUCUCACACCACCAGAACCAAUUGAGGAAGCUGAAGGAUAGGUCCCAGUGCUGCGUAGCCGUUGUUCCCUCGGAUCUCUUGACUGUGAUGGCAUCAUGAGCUCCCUGUUGGCUAUGAUGUGCUCCACCUUUCCACAGUGACAUGUCACGGUACAGCUUCUGGAAGGAAGCAGCCCUCUGAUGGCUUUGCUCACUGUGAAGACCAGCCCUCAGUGCUUAGCCUGAUUUUCCUAAAGUGCUGGUUGAAACAAAAAGGUCUCAUUCUUUACUUUUGGAGGGCUGAUACCACAUUGUUUUUUGUUUUCAAAUUAAACUUCUCUAUAAACAAAAACAGGACAAAAAACUGACCCCUGCAAACAUGAUUCCUGGAGAUGUGAAUGAUGCUGCAAGAACCAUCUUUUAUAUGAAAAAUGACUAUUUUCUAAUACCAAUGUUACAUUUUCUGAAACGUAGCAAGCAGAUGUUCAAAAGAUUCUUUGGUGGCCUCUGUUUCUUGUUUCCUUUUCUAGAUGUGUGCUUUUCUCAGCUGUUUUCUGCUUUGGGACCAAAGGGAUUGUUGACAUUUUCCCAAUAAUCUUAAUCUCAUGACUAUGUUUUUCUCCCAAACAAGAAUUGAUAGGUAAAUACAUUGAACAAGUAUAUGUAAAAAGAAAUAAAAAGCAAUAUUAGUACAUUAUGUGAUUUAUGUUUUUUGAUGUCAGAAGUUUGUGCUUUGGGUGAAAUAUUUAUAAAACUGCUGUUUUCUUCACUAUUCCUGUACACAUUUCACCAUGUGGUCAGAAGAAUUGUAGUCUGGAUACGAAUGCUUAAUAUGUUCUCACCAUUAUUGGAAGUUGUUGGUUUAAAAGUCAGUGAGCCCAAAGGAAGCUACCCAGUGUUGACUGCUAGCUAGGAGUAAGGGUCCCCUUUGGUUUUCUGCGCAGUAUUUGUCACAUGGUCUCCCUUUACCACAGGUGUUAUUCUACCUUUAACCAUCACUGUAUCAUAGUCCCAAGAGAUCCUAAAAUGACUGUGCAUGGAUUUUCUCCUUUGCUUUUGUGAUGUUGUCUUGUGGAUUUGGUCAGGGUUAAUAGUUUGUCAGGAGUGUAUUCCAUUGAAUAGCAAUCCGUAGUCACAGAAUAUUGCGACUGACGUUUUCUUUACGGUAGUUGGCACUGAGAUAUUACCUACAGGUUUUGCUAGUUGUCCCUCCAACAUUCCACACAGUGGGGAAAGCAGGCAAAGGAGAGCUCCGAAGCAUAAACAACAGAGACCUUUGAAAAAUCCAUCCAGUUUUGGAUUUAGGCCCAUCCUAAUACAGCCACUCCUAAUACACAUGUCAGCAGUAUUUCAUGCCUGGUGUGUGGUAGUAAAAUCAAGGAGCAGCUCUUUUAAAAGGGGAGUUUCAGGAAACUGUUGAUUUAAAAAAUUCCUUCUAAGGUCUUCAUAUAUUACCUUUUGAUGCAAUAAUUUAAUGUUCUUAUACAUAUAAAAGGGAAAAAUUUUAAAUACUUGUAAAAGGGAUAUAGUUCAGAGGGUUACUAUGUCAGUUUAUCCAGCACAUACCCCAUCAGAGAAAACCUAGUGGUAGCAAUAAGUCUUCUGAAAGGAUUUCUUAUACUCAUGCACCUUUAAAACAUCUAAUAAUAAAAAAAUGUGCCCUGUUAAAGUUAAAAUGGAGAUGUAUUUAAGGAAGUUAGAUAAAUUCAAACAUAAAAGUCUUGUCAGGUUAGUUGGUGAGACUGAUGAAUUUUGGUAUCUUUUUGUUGGAAACUAAUUUCCUUGGAAUUAGUACAUUGUGGCUUCUAAAUCAGUGAAAGCCCAGUUAUUCAGAAUCUAAACUUUUUGGUUGGUUUAUUGAGAACCCUGAUUUUUUGCCUUUGAUUUUACCAUUUCACCACAGAGGACUGCUCUAUCAGAAGUACAUUAAAAAAAAAAACUGAAGUCAGAUGAGUUAAUUUGAAUGGUAGGGAGAAGUUAAAACAGGUUGCAAAAAAACCCUCAGUUUUGGAUUACCUGAGUUGUUAAAUCCAUGUUUCUUUGCUUCACACUUAACUUGCUUCUGUCUCCAUCCCUACAAGUUACAAGGGUAUGUUUUACACCUAAAAUGCCACUUGGUAAAGUUUUUCCUUUUACUCCGUUGUACAUGUUUGUCUAAUUCACAUUUUUCUGUAGAGUUUCAUAUAUCCUUAAACUAAAGUAAUUUAAAAUAGGAAUGGGAGAAUAAGUUUAAGAUUUAUUAUUCACAUAGUCUUAUAAAUGGAACUUGUGAUGUUGUAACUUGUUUGGUUGUAAGGAGAAUGUGAACUUGUAGGUAAAUGAAUUGUAUGGCAAGCAUUUAUACCCUGGGUUUGGGAGAAAUAGAGCCUCAGAUUUGAAGGAAAAAAAAAAAGGUACAAACAACUCUAACUGCCAGUGCCAAAGGGCUAAUAUUUAAACAUAGGAGCUUUAUUGCAGUCUUAAAAAAAUAUUAACCAUAGGUCCAUUCAGCUUUAUUUAACCCUUAGUUCACAGUUGAUUUUUUUUAAAUGGGUUUCCUUAGAAUGCAUAAUAAUUGUUUUCUAAAACUACAUUCCAUAAUUAUUAUUCUACAGAAAACUGUAUAGGAAGUAAAUAAAUUAGAAUAACUUCAAUGGGAGUAUAAUUGAAAUUUUUUAAAUUUUAAAUAAAUUUAUUUCCAUUGCAGUAAAAGAAAUAGGUGGCGACAUAUAUAUAUAUAUUUCAGCAGAAAGGAGCUCUUCUGUGGUUAUUUACUUUGUCAUUCUUAAGUUAUUUUUUUACCUUUAAUUUCUUGUGAUUAAAAUAUGUAAAUUUACUGUUUUUGAUCAUAACUAAGUCUAUUCUCAUAGUUUUUGUGAGCAAUUAUAUUUUUAAAAUACCUGUGCUGGGGUUGUUUUUUUUUUUUUUAGUUAUCAUUGUGAGCAUGGAUGCCAAAAUUAUUUUUUAUCUAGAUUCUUCAUUUUGUUUAAAAUAUUUCAUACACUUAUGACAAGCCAAGUUGGCCUUUUAGAAGGUGCUGUUGCUGCCUGUGGAAUAACUGGCAAUAAGAAAGCCUUUUUGUUUUUAAUGGUUAGCUUUUACUUGAAGAUAUAAAGAAAUGGCAGAAUUUAUAGCCUUGUGUAUGUCCAAGAUUAGGACUGGGAUGUCAAGAUUUUCUUUUGUUAAAGGAACUAAAAGAAAAAUUGCCACUACUGAAUUUAACUUGACCAUUCUAAACUUAAGAUUCAUUUCUCAAUGCUUGGAAUUUUGAUGUCUCAAAACUGGACCAGUGGAAGUGCUCGGUUUGCAUUAAGCUAAGAAUCCUUAGCUCCGCACUUUAAAGUUUAAGUUUUACUCUGCCUAAAUUAAUGAUAAGCAGAGUAGCCCUGAACAAUACUUUGUUUAUACAAUCCUGUUGAAGAAUAUAAUUUAUGUUUUUUUAAAGUCUGUAUUUUUCAUCUCUGUUGAAGCUGUAUAAAUCUUUUUUCUAAACGCAAUUUUUUAAAAUUUUGUUUUCUAACAAAAUUCUCCCCCAAACAGCAUUUCCAAUAUGAUAAAUAUUGUUACUAUGUACUUAUGUAUUCCCUGUAUCUGAACACUUGUUGCUGCCUCACAAGAAAAUAGAACUUUUAUGUUAAAAAUAAAGUCUGUUUACUUGA
This is a messenger RNA of Phyllostomus hastatus (greater spear-nosed bat), 5517 nucleotides long. It is a transcript of the gene FAM117B, whose product is annotated as family with sequence similarity 117 member B. The record is from RefSeq and is a predicted model, not a curated record. Lineage: Eukaryota; Metazoa; Chordata; Mammalia; Chiroptera; Phyllostomidae. Bases 197 to 1942 code for a protein of 581 amino acids. The transcript has 8 exons.